AUGACCGAGGUGAUUGAGCUUCUGUCAUCAUCGCCCGUCAAAUGUCCCCCAGCCAGGAAGACAUUUUUCGACGAUGUUGAUUUUGAUAUCGACAACUUUGAAGUAACGGGUUCAAUUGAUUUCGAGAUCAAUAGGCCCUCUAAGAGGAAACGCACAAAUCCGGUUGUAGGUUCGCCUUCAACCCUUGACAGUGCCAAUGUUGUCCCUGAGAUCUUUUCAAGUGACGGGUCCCAGGGAGACUCCAAGCUCAUUACUUCUGUGACUGCGUUCUCGCGUCCCUCAGAGCCGAAGAAGACCCAUUUUCUUGAUGACAUCACCUUCUCAUCUCCCGCUCUAGAACCAUUGACAACGCACAAGAGGAAGGACGUGGAUGGUUCGCGGAGGCUCCCAUCAGAUGGAUUUGAAGGCGAUCUCUCUGUCGACGACCCAUUCUGUCUGCCACAGCCAAUGCAGACCGGCUAUGAUCACAGAACGAUGACCCUUCUGGCUAACCUUAAUCCGGAGUCUACCGAAGAAACGAGUAUGACAUCGAGGCCCUCAAAAGCAAAAUCGACGCAGAAUUUGUCAACGGGGCGGGCACCACCCAAGAUUUUCGAUGACAUCGAAUUCUCGUCCAGUCCUGUGAUCGCCAAAAGCACCAAACCCUGCAAACUGCCUCAAACAGACACGGCUGUCAAGGAUGGUCGGAGGGCAGCAGAAAAGACCACGGCAAGGGCAGAGCGACAGGCUCUAAAGGAAGUUGAGAAAGAGAAGAGAAAGUUGGAGAGGGAACAGAAGGCGAAGGAGAAGCAGAAGGCGGCGGAUCUUGCGGAAGUCAACAAAUCACGCAUGAAUAAGAAAGACGCAACCCCAGAAAUGAUCUUGGAUAUGUCGAGCUUUCUUAAAGAUACAAGCGUCGGCAAUCAAGUUGAAGAGCGCAUGAAGAACGUCCAGGUCGAGGUCAACUAUGUGGACGAGCAGGUCAACUUGGUCGACGAAGACGGCGAACCAGUGCAACAUGGAAGCAUUGCCACCUGGCGCCGCAAGGUGAAGUCAACGUACAACGACGAGGACGAUUUGUGGGAACCCACCUCCAGAUGCCGCAUCGUGAAUGAAAACCAUGUUUUGAUUCAUUUGCCCGCUGCAGACUUUGUUGCUAUGGCAGCCACGUCGCGGUCAGGGGCUGUGGCCUGCGUGGUGCGCGAGGAGCAAGAGCUCAAGGCAAACUUGGAUGCUCAUGUUUCGUCGAUACGCCGGCGUUUCGGCGACUGCGUUCCAAUCUAUCUGAUCGAAGGACUCCGCAGUUGGCUCCGGAAGAGUGAGAAUGCGAAGAAUCGAGCAUACACUGCUGCUGUCCGAGCCCAGAUGUUGCAGACUGACGGCGAGAACUCAGCUAACAUCGAUCCUGCUCCGUCCCAGGCUAGGAGCCGGAAGAGGAAGAAGCCUUCGACCGAGUCAAUGGACUUUUCUGUCGUGACGUCCGAUAUGGUCGAUGACCUGCUCCUCCAUCUUCAACUGGCUCACCAACCGAUACUGAUCCAUCAUACGUCGACACCAGCGGACUCGGCGUUUCAGAUAUGUGCAUUCACUCAAAAUCUUUCCACUCGGCCAUAUCGCCUGGCUCAGCUUGAAUAUAACCUCAAGUCUGCGUCGUUCUGCAUGGACAGUGGACAAGUCCGGACCGGAGAUGAUCCCAAAGACACAUUUGUGAAAAUGCUUCAGGAGGUCCAGAGAGUGACUCCCAGCAUGGCCUACGGCAUCGUCGAAGAAUACAAGAGCAUUCGAAAGCUGGUGAAAGGGUUCGACAAGCAUGGCAACCUGAUGCUUGAGGAUGUUCGCAAGACCGUGAACAAAGACGGCGGGUGGAGCGACAAGAGAUUGGGUCCGCAGAUUAGCAAGCGACUGUACAAGGUUUUCAUGGGCAGGGACCCUUCAUCGACGGAUGGGAUGUCAUGA
Molecule: messenger RNA, 1935 nt
Organism: Fonsecaea multimorphosa CBS 102226
Lineage: Eukaryota; Fungi; Ascomycota; Eurotiomycetes; Chaetothyriales; Herpotrichiellaceae
Exons: 1
Coding region: 1-1935 (644 amino acids)
Biological process (GO): resolution of meiotic recombination intermediates; replication fork processing; double-strand break repair
Cellular component (GO): Holliday junction resolvase complex; nucleus
Molecular function (GO): DNA binding; nuclease activity
Source: RefSeq, a predicted model, not a curated record